This is a messenger RNA of Copidosoma floridanum, 2426 nucleotides long. It is a transcript of the gene Tmtc2, whose product is annotated as Transmembrane O-mannosyltransferase targeting cadherins 2. NCBI's taxonomy places the organism in Eukaryota, Metazoa, Arthropoda, Insecta, Hymenoptera, Encyrtidae. Gene Ontology annotation, molecular function: protein binding; mannosyltransferase activity. Gene Ontology annotation, biological process: protein O-linked glycosylation via mannose. The record is from RefSeq and is a predicted model, not a curated record. Gene Ontology annotation, cellular component: endoplasmic reticulum membrane.
CAGUGGGGUCGGUUGUCGCUGGUGCUGGUUAGGCUAAGCCGCCGUCGAAAUGUGACAUGGAUGUCUUGGACGUAGUGUGUGCCCUCCUAGCCGUCGCUCUCUACUACAACACCCUCCACGCGGGCUUCGUCUACGAUGACAGGAGGGCGAUACUGACAAACGGGGACCUGCGGCCCGGCGCCCCGUGGAGCCGGCUGCUCGAGAAUGACUUUUGGGGCACGCCGUUGCGCGAGCGCGGCUCCCACGGCAGCUACCGGCCGCUCUGCGUCGCCACGUACCGGCUCAACUACCUCCUCGGUGGCCUCGAGCCCCUCGGCUACCACCUCGUCAACGUUCUCCUGCACGGCCUGUGCACCGGCCUCCUCGUCCGCAUAGCCCGGCGCCUCCUGCCCGGCCAACGACUCGCCCAAGCCGUGGCCGGUCUGCUCUUCGCCGCCCACCCCGUGCACACGGAAGCGGUGGCCGGAGUCGUGGGCCGAGCCGACCUGCUCGCCUGUCUCCUCGCCGAGGCCGCCUUCCUCGCGUACCUCGGCUACCGUGGCCCCGAGGCCCGCACCCGCCCCGCCCGGCUUCUACGUCUCGGGGCGGCCUUGGCGCUCUCGCUGCUCGCCACCCUGGCCAAGGAGACGGGCAUCGCCUCGCUGGCCCUCUGCCUCCUGUGGGAGCUGAGCCUCGGGCCACGCGGCAGGUGGCCGGCCUCGGGGUUGCUAGGGGGUAGCUUGGCCGGGUUGGCGCUGGCGCGCUUGCGGUUGUUGGCCUCGGGUAGGCCGCCCGAGUUCGCCAGCGCCGACAACCCGGUGGCCCGGCAUCCCUCGAGGCUGGCUCGGGGAUUGACGUUCCUUUACCUGCCGGCGGCGAGUCUUGGCAUGCUCCUCUGCCCGUGCACCCUGAGCUUCGACUGGUCGAUGAGCGCAGUGCCGCCCGUCGAGAGCCUCGCCGACCCCCGGAACCUGCACUCGCUGCUUCUGUACGGGACCCUAGGGGCCGCCGGACUCUGGGCUCUGCGCGCCCUCAGGCGCCAACACUCGCGGGAACAGCAGAGGCUCAAGCUGCAGCAACAGUCGCAGCACGCACCGGCCGACCAGGUGGACGCCACCCCCAAAUACCACGCCGAGUCAGCACCGGCCACGUACAGCUACAGCUGCGCGUCGAGCGUGUCGAGCUCGGAUUGCUGGGGCCCGCAGCACCAGCAUCACCAACAGCUGCUCAAGUGGAGCUCCUGGCUGGCCCAGGUCGAGCCCGAGGCGUCGCGCUGCCCGGUCUGCUCGGCCCGGCGCACCAACCACGGCCACACCGACGGCUGCCGGGCCGCCAACAACAACAACAACGGCCCCGUCGUCGACUGCCACUGUCCCAAACAGCUACGCGCCGCCCGCCAACAGGCCAACAAACUCUACCGGCCCAGGCCCUAUACCGCCACCACCUCCACUUUCUCGUCCACCUCCUUGGCCUCCACCCUCACACAAAAAUCGACUCCGGGUCGGCCGGCGGGAGUUUCGGGCGCGCAGGCGCUCCUGCAGAUCUUGGGUUUUCUGGUCCUGCCCUUCUUACCGGCGAGCAACCUCUUCUUCUACGUCGGCUUCGUCAUCGCCGAGCGCAUCCUCUACCUGCCGAGCGUGGGGGCAUGUCUGGCGGUGGGCGCCGCCGUUUCCGGCACGUACGACCUCGCCAGGCGCAAGGCCUGUCCCCGCACCGCCCGGGCCAUUCUACUGCUCACCGGGGUCUUGCUCAGCUGCAUGUCCGCGAGGACCAUCAUGCGCAACAACGACUGGCACAACGAGGAGAAUCUAUACAGAUCCGCCCUCCGGAUCAAUCCUCCGAAAGCUUACGGGAACUUGGGCAGCGUCCUCAGCGCCCAGGGCCGAGUCGAGGAGGCGGAGAUGGCCUUUGCCGAGGCGCUCCGGCAUCGGCCCAACAUGGCCGACGUCCACUACAAUCUGGGAGUGCUUCAGCAGGGCAGGAAGGAUUACGAGGAGGCGAUCCUCAGCUACAAGCGAGCGAUUCACUUCAGGCCCUCUCUGGCGCAGGCUUACGUUAACUUGGGGGCGACCCUGGUGACUCUGGGCCGGGUCGCGGAGGCGGUGCACGUGCUACGUACGGCGGCCGAUCUGGACGGCUCGGCUCUGAAGGAUCGUCGGGCGCACGAGGCGGCGCGGGUCCAGGCGCUCCUCCAGUUGGGCUCGCUCUACGCGGACGAGGGCAGGCUGCACAAGGCGCUAUUCUCGUACCAGCAGGCCCUCGACAGCCUGCCCGAGCACUACCCGCCCCAGAGCGUGUACAACCUGCUCGGGGAGACCCUGUCGCGGUUGCAGCGCUACGCAGAGGCAGAAAAGUGGUUCCAGGCGAGCCUCGCCAGCCAACCCGACCACGUGCCCGCUCACCUCACCUACGGCAAGUUGCUCGCUCGCAACCCGGAACAGACGUAA